Molecule: messenger RNA, 741 nt
Organism: Cordyceps militaris CM01
Lineage: Eukaryota; Fungi; Ascomycota; Sordariomycetes; Hypocreales; Cordycipitaceae
Product: aspergillopepsin, putative
Exons: 1
Coding region: 1-741 (246 amino acids)
Biological process (GO): proteolysis
Molecular function (GO): glutamic-type endopeptidase activity
Source: RefSeq, a predicted model, not a curated record
AUGUUCAAAGCCUUGAUUCUUUCCCUCGCCACCGUCGGCAGCGUCCUCGCCGCGCCAACCAGCAGCAGCAGCCACCUCGCCCACUCCGAGCCGGCCACGCACAAGCACAAGCGCGACCUGACCUCGCGGACGUGGUCCGGCGCCGUGCAGGAGGCGUCCGCCGGCAGCUGGAACUACGUGCAAGGCACCGUCGUGAUCCCGACGCUCAACGACGCCAACAACCCCAAGGGCUCGGCCGACAUCUGGGUCGGCAUCGACGGCAACAACUGCGGCACGGCCAUCCUGCAGACGGGCAUCGUCGCGUACGGCGACGGCUCCUUCUGGGUCUGGACCGAGUGGUGGCAGUACACCAUGCAGGACUACGAGACCGACCUCGCCGUGUCCGGCGGCGACACGGUCCGCAUGACGGUCCACGCCACGUCCAGCACCUCGGGCACCAGCACCAUUGAGAACCUGACCACGGGCAAGAGCGUGUCCCACACCUUUACCGGCGAGACGGCCUACCCUCUCUGCGAGAGCGACGCCGAGUGGAUCGUCGAGGACUACCAGGAGAACGGCACCCCGGUCCCGCUCGUCAACUGGGGCACCAUCGAGUUCACGGAUACCGUCGCCAAGGGCUCCAACGGCCAGGUGUCGGCCGCCGGCGCGGAGAAGAUCAACAUAAAGAUUGACGGGAGCCUCAUCACCAGCACCGAUAUUGAUAGCAACGGAAAGGUUUCCGUGACUUAUAUCGGAAACUAA